AUGAAUCUUUCUCGCCGGAAUGGGAAACGGCGGCGUUCAGCAUCAGGCUCAGACUCCCCGGGAAGCGGCGGUGACGGCAGUGACAGCUGCCAGCUCCCCUUGGGUUCCGUGCUGAGCCCGCCCCCGGGCCUGGGGCGCAAUUUGAAGGAUCACGACCGCCUGUCGGCCGCUGCUGCAGGGACAUGCAAGCAGGCAGUUCCUGAGGACCAAACAGACAAGCUACUAUUGGCAAAUUGGGGACUUCCUCAAGUGGUGCUGGAGAAAUACCACAGUUUUGGUGUAAAAAAGAUGUUUGAGUGGCAGGCAGAGUGCCUUUUGCUUGGACAGGUCCUGGAAGGAAAGAAUUUAGUCUAUUCAGCUCCUACAAGUGCUGGGAAGACUCUUGUUGCUGAAUUACUUAUUUUGAAACGGGUUUUAGAAACGCGGAAGAAAGCUUUGUUUAUUCUGCCCUUUGUCUCUGUGGCUAAGGAGAAGAAAUACUAUCUCCAGAGCCUGUUUCAGGAAGUAGGAAUAAAAGUAGACGGGUAUAUGGGCAGUACCUCUCCAACAGGGCAUUUCUCUUCCUUGGAUAUUGCUAUCUGCACAAUUGAGAGAGCCAAUGGUCUGAUCAAUCGCCUCAUAGGGGAAAAUAAGAUGGAUCUCGUAGGAAUGGUGGUUGUAGAUGAACUGCAUAUGCUGGGAGAUGCUCACCGAGGAUAUCUGCUGGAGCUUUUGCUGACCAAGGUUUGCUAUAUUACUCAGAAAUCAGCAUCUUGCCAGGCAGAUUUAGCCAGUCUUCAGUCUAAUGCUGUGCAGAUUGUUGGCAUGAGUGCUACUCUUCCUAAUUUGGAGCUGGUGGCUUCCUGGUUGAAUGCUGAGCUCUAUCACACCGACUUUCGCCCUGUGCCACUUUUGGAAUCAGUAAAAAUUGGAAAUUCCAUAUAUGACUCUUCAAUGAAGCUUGUGAGAGAAUUUCAACCCAUGCUACAAGUGAAGGGAGACGAGGACCAUGUUGUUAGUUUAUGCUAUGAGACUGUUCUUGAUAGCCAUUCAGUAUUACUUUUUUGCCCAUCAAAGAAAUGGUGUGAGAAGCUGGCAGAUACCAUUGCCCGAGAAUUUUAUAAUCUACGCCAUCAAGCUGAGGGAAUGGUAAAACCAUCUGAACAUCCACCAGUGAAUCUGAACCAAAAGGGCCUCCUGGAAGUGAUGGAUCAGUUACAUCGUUUGCCUUCGGGACUGGACUCUGUAUUACAAAAAACUGUACCAUGGGGAGUAGCAUUUCAUCAUGCAGGUCUUACUUUUGAAGAGAGGGAUAUCAUUGAAGGAGCCUUCCGUCAAGGCCUCAUUCGAGUCUUGGCAGCAACGUCUACUCUUUCAUCUGGGGUGAAUUUACCUGCACGUCGUGUAAUUAUUAGGACUCCUAUUUUCAGUGGUCGAUCUCUAGAUAUUCUUACUUACAAGCAGAUGGUUGGUCGUGCGGGGAGGAAAGGAGUAGACACGAUAAUAGUUGGUGGAGUGGCAAGUACAUCACAAGAUAUGCAAACUUACGCUUCUUGCACAUUUUUGGCUGCAAGUAUGAAAGAAGGGAAGCAGGGAAUUCAGAGAAAUCAAGAUUCUGUUCAACUUGGAGCAAUUGAGGCAUGUGUGAGGUGGCUGCUAGAGAAUGAAUUCAUCCAAAUUUCAGAAGUCGGUGAUGGAACAGAAGGAAAAGUGUAUCAUCCAACACAUCUUGGUUUGGCUACUCUUUCUUCUUCACUUUCUCCAAUGGAUACUUUAGAUAUCUUUGCUGACCUACAAAGAGCAAUGAAGAGCUUUGUUUUGGAGAAUGACCUGCAUAUUGUCUAUCUGGUUACACCAAUGUUUGAGGAUUGGACUACUAUUGAUUGGUACCGAUUUUUUUGUUUAUGGGAGAAGUUGCCUACUUCUAUGAAACGGGUAGCAGAGCUAGUCGGGGUUGAAGAAGGGUUCUUGGCUCGCUGUGUGAAGGGGAAAGUAGUAGCCAGAACUGAGAGACAGCACCGGCAAAUGGCCAUCCAUAAAAGGUUUUUCACCAGUCUUGUGUUAUUAGAUUUAAUCAGUGAAGUUCCCUUAAAGGAAAUUAAUCAGAAAUAUGGAUGCAAUCGUGGACAAAUUCAGUCUUUGCAACAAUCAGCUGCUGUUUAUGCAGGGAUGAUUACAGUAUUUUCCAAUCGCCUGGGCUGGCACAACAUGGAACUACUACUUUCGCAAUUUCAGAAGCGUCUCACAUUUGGUGUCCAGAGGGAGCUGUGUGACCUGAUCCGAGUGUCCUUACUUAACGCACAGCGAGCCAGGUUCCUCUAUGCUGCCGGCUUUCUCACUGUGGCAGAUCUUGCCAGAGCAAAUACUGCUGAGGUGGAGGCAGUUCUGAAAAAUGCUGUCCCUUUCAAAAGUGCCCGAAAGGCAGUGGAUGAGGAAGAGGACGCAGUUGAAGAACGUCGGAAAAGGCGAACUAUUUGGGUGGCUGGCAGAAAAGGCUUAACAGAAAGGGAGGCAGCAGUCCUUAUAGUGGAAGAAGCCAGAAUGAUUCUGCAGCAGGACUUAGUCGACAUGGGAGUGCAGUGGAAUCCAAAUUCCCUUUUAAAUUUCGAUACACAUUCAUUGACCAGCAGUGAGUCAGACAGAGAGGAACACACAUUUAUUACCCAAACUAAGAGUUCUUGUAAAAGAUUAACAACAUCAAAGAAAAAAAGUAACACAGUAACAAUUAGCGAUUCUUGUGUUAACCAUUCACCAAAUACAGUACAAGAUUUCAAUAAAAGUAGAGAGCAUACAAGUUCCUCUUACAAGCUCCAGAAUGGGAAUCAAGAACGUCAUGUACAUUCUGUUUCCAGAGCAAGAAAACGGCCUUCUUUGAACAUUAGUAGAGAGCAGCUAGGCGGCUCUCUCAAGGAGGAAAAAACAAGCACUAAGAAAGUUGUUCAGACUUUUUCAUCUGAAAAGACAAAAAAAGAAGCUUUGAAUUUCAGUUCAGAAAAGUUGAGCACAACCUUCCAAUCUUGGAAACCAAGUAAGCAUCUAAAACAAUCAGGAGACAGGAGCCCUUUGAAAGACUCUGGGAUGCAUAGAACUGAUUUACAAGGACACACUGUGUCUGAUCCUAUUUGUUGUGAAGAUCCCUUAAUCUUAGAUGAGAAGAAUAUGGAAUUGAGAAGUCCAGGGUCAUUUGCUAAAAAUGUAUCUCUCUGUGCUGAGGAAAAAUAUAACAAAACAUCAUUCCCAUCACAAACAGAGCAACGUUGUUCAAGGAACAGAACAGUAACUAGUGAUGCUCUUGUGGAACAUUUUAUCACAGGGCCUCAGAGUAACAAAGUGACUUGUCAAGCUACUAGUGUGGUUAGUGAAAAUGGAAGCGGAUUAGCUGUUGUUGAUACAGAAAAAAUAAACAAUGUGCUGAUACAAAAUGAUUCGAAAAAGCACAAUGUUUAUGUGAAGCACCGACAUAGCCGUCCAGUUAACCAGUGCUCUGAAAAGCAGCCUGAUAAACAGACAAACACUUACACAAAACAGAGAAAAAUAACAGAGGGACAAAGGCCUCAUGAGGCAGUCAGCAAUCAUAUGUGUGGAGACUCAAACGUUGCUAAUAUCAAAUGUGAAAAUGUACAGUUCAAUACGGAGGAAAAGAAACCAAGUAAUUUUCAGGCAUUAGGAGGUAAUAUAAGUAGCACUGAGAUACCGAGUGGAAUACUUCUAUCAUCUGGAACAUAUGGUAAAGCAGGAGGCCAGCAUGAGAAUUUUCUAAAUACCUCUCAAAAACAAGAAAAAACAGAUACUUAUGCAGCAAACAAAACUAAAAAUAAUCAUAUUCCUGACUUAGGCUUAGCCCUCUGUGAUUUUGAAGAUAGUUUAUACCUGGAUACUCAGUCAGAGAAAAUAAUACAACAGAUGGCAACUGAAAAUGCCAAACAAGAAGGAGCGAAGGACACCACCCUGGCAGCAGGGAUGAUGCCAAAGAGCUUAGACAAACGUAGCUUAACUAGCUCUUUACAGAAUGGGAUUCACAUGACUUUUCCUGGUGAACGGCAUUCUGUAGGAGUGACCAGUGCAGAUCAUUUGGAACUUAAGACUGUAGAUACUAUGAAACAAAGCACUGGUUCACAUGGGAUCGAUAUACUGACUCCACAAAGUCCAAAUUUUCAUUCUCCAAUACUGCUGGGGGAAAAUGGGCUUUGUUUUAAAGGGAAUGAACUUUCUGUUACUGACUCCCAGUUAAAUAGUUUUCUUCAAGGUUAUCGAACACAAGAAAUUGUGAUGCCAGUCAUUCCCCUGGUUCCUCAGCAGAGCACUCCCACUGAUAUUGAAGUAGGUCUGCCAGUUUCUGAAACAAGUUUAAAUACAAGUGAUGCUUUACUAUUUGACAGUUUCAGUGAAGACUCCCCAGUAAAACAGCAACCUGAUGUACAAGUGAAAGAACCUCUUCCUUCUGAAGUAAUGGUGAAGCAUCUCAUUAAUUCUUUGUGUCUACAACCAGAGGGUCCAAUUAAAAAAUCACAUAUGAACGAGAAUCAAGAUGUUCAGCAGCAACUGAUCUGUUUCAGUGAUGAGUCUCUUACAUUUUCAGAAAUGGAUUCUGUUCAGAUGGUUGAAGCCUUGGACAAUGUAGAUAUAUUUCCUGUUCAAGAGAAACAUAAUACUGCAGUAUCUCUUGAAGCAUUAGAACUAAGUGAUCCGGGGAUUUUAGGUAAUGGUCACCCUGGUACAGAAGCAGUUGGAGGAGAUCAAGAUGAAAGGGAUCAAAAAUCCAAAUUAACUGAGACGGUGCAAAAUAAUUCAUUCAUAUGGUCAGGGACAUCAUUUGAUUUAAGUCCAGGACUGCAAAUGGUUUUAGAUAAAGUGUCCAGUCCUCUAGAAAAUGAAAAUCUAAAAUUAAGGACUAUAAACCUAUCUAGUUUGAAAGGAAAAAGUGCAGAGUUAAAUGACAAACAAGAAGUGAUUUCAAAUUUGGAGACAAAACAAAUGCAGGGAAUUUCAUUUUCCCCUAAUAUUGAAAUAAAAAGCAAGAUUGAGGCACUAGCGAACAAUGCCGUUCAUGGUGAAGCUCCACCCCUCUUGUCCAGUAAAGAAAGCUGUGCAGCUGAUGAUAAUGGUCUCAUUCCUCCGACACCCACUCCAGCAUCUGCUUCUAAGCUGGCAUUUCCAGGAAUUCUUGGACCAUCUUCUGUAAAACUUCAGAAAACCUGCAGUGUUUUACAACCUGGUGUAAGUUAUUCAUGUGGUUCACCCUCAGAUACUGAAAAUCAUGAUUUAAAUCCAGAGAACAGGGAUGGUUUCAAAGAAGACAGUCCUAUUAGAGGCACAAGUUUUUCACUGCAGCUAUCCCAGGACGAAUUGUACUUAACUCCAACCUCAUGCAGUUCAGAGAGUUUGACCAUAAUUGAUGUAGCCAGCGACCAAGCUCUCUUUCAAACAUUUAUUAAGGAGUGGCAGUGUAAAAAGCGAUUUUCUAUCUCACUGGCUUGUGAAAAAAUCAGUAGUUUGACGUCUUCUAAAACUGCUACUAUUGGUGGUAGAUUUAAGCAAGUUAGUUCACUUCAAGAAACUCCUCCGAGAGAUGAUGGAUUUCCUGUUAAAGACUCUGAUGACGUCUUGGUGGUUGGACUGGCAGUGUGCUGGGGUGGAAGCGAUGCCUAUUAUUUAUCAUUACAGAAGGAACAAAAGCAUUCUGAAAUCAGUGCUAGUUUGGCACCACCUUCUCUGGAUCCAGGCCUGACUGUGAAAGACAGGAUGUGGCACCUUCAAUCCUGCUUGCAAAAGGAUUCUGAUAAAGAACGUUCUGUUAUCGUCUAUGACUUCAUCCAGAGCUAUAAAAUUCUUCUUCUGUCUUGUGGCAUUUCCCUGGAGCAAAGUUACGAAGAUCCAAAGGUGGCAUGCUGGUUAUUAGAUCCAGAUUCUAAGGAGCCGACUCUUCACAGCAUAGUUACCAGCUUUUUUCCUCACGCACUUCCACUCCUGGAAGGAAUGGAGACCGGCCAAGGAAUUCAGAGCCUGGGGCUGAAUGUUAGCACUGAGCACUCCGGGCGAUACAGAGCGUCUGUAGAGUCCAUUCUCGUCUUCAACUCUAUGAAUCAACUCAAUUCUUUGUUGCAGAAGGAAAAUCUUCAAGAUGUUUUCCGUAAAGUGGAAAUGCCUUCUCAGUACUGUUUAGCCUUGCUAGAACUAAAUGGAAUCGGCUUCAGUACUGCAGAAUGUGAGAGUCAGAAACACAAAAUGCAAGCCAAGCUGGAUGCAAUUGAGACUCAGGCCUAUCAACUAGCCGGCCACAGUUUUUCCUUCACCAGUUCAGAUGACAUUGCUGAGGUUUUAUUUUUGGAAUUGAAGUUGCCACCAAAUGGAGAGAUGAAAAACCAAGGCGGCAAGAAAACUUUGGGCUCUACCAGAAGAGGGCGUGACAAUGGGCACAACCUAAGGCUGGGCAAACAGCUCAGCACUAGUAAGGAUGUUCUAAAUAAAUUAAAGGCACUACACCCUUUACCAGGCUUGAUAUUAGAGUGGAGAAGAAUCAGUAAUGCUAUUACCAAAGUGGUCUUUCCCCUGCAGCGGGAACUGCGUCUGAAUCCUUUUCUUGGAAUGGAAAGAAUCUAUCCAGUAUCACAAUCACACACUGCUACAGGACGAAUAACCUUCACAGACCCAAAUAUUCAGAAUGUACCAAAAGAUUUCGAGAUUAAAAUGCUAACACUAGUAGGGGAAAGCCCACCUUCCCAAGCCCUAGGCAAAGGAGUGCUUCCUAUGGGCAGAGGAGGAAAUAAAAGGGGUUAUAACCUGAACCCUGGGCAGCAGGCACGGCUGGAAGAGAGAGCCUCUGACAGAGGGAUGCCAUUUUCCAUUAGCAUGCGGCAUGCCUUUGUGCCUUUCCCAGGUGGUGUAAUAUUGGCUGCUGAUUAUUCUCAACUUGAACUGAGGAUCUUGGCUCAUUUAUCUCAUGAUCAUCGUCUCAUUCAAGUAUUAAACACUGGAGCAGAUGUUUUCAGAAGCAUUGCAGCAGAAUGGAAAAUGAUUGAGCCAGAGUCUGUUGGGGAAGAUCUGAGGCAACAAGCAAAGCAGAUUUGCUAUGGAAUUAUUUAUGGAAUGGGAGCAAAAUCUCUAGGAGAGCAGAUGGGCAUUAAAGAAAAUGAUGCUGCUUGUUAUAUUGACUCCUUCAAAUCCAGAUACACAGGGGUUAAUCAUUUCAUGAAAGAGAUAGUGAAGAAUUGUAGAAGAGAUGGAUUUGUUCAGACCAUUUUGGGAAGGCGUAGAUAUUUGCCAGGAAUCAAAGACAACAACCCUUACCAUAAAGCUCAUGCUGAGCGUCAGGCUAUCAACACAACAGUCCAAGGAUCAGCGGCUGAUAUUGUCAAAAUAGCCACAGUUAACAUUCAGAAGCAACUGGAGACCUUCCACUCAACCUUCAAAUCCCAUGGUCAUCGGGAGGGAAUCCUCCAGAGUGACAGAAGAGGAUUGUUACCAAAGAGACGACUGCCAGGGAUGUUCUGCCCAAUCCGAGGGGGCUUCUUCAUCCUUCAGCUCCAUGACGAACUCUUAUACGAAGUGGCAGUAGAGGAUGUUGUUCAGGUAACUCAGAUUGUCAAGACCGAAAUGGAAAGUGCCAUAAAGCUUUCUGUGAAACUGAAAGUUAAAGUGAAAAUAGGUGCCAGCUGGGGAGAGCUGAAGGACUUUGAUGUGUGAUCGUGCCCCUGAGUAAGGCUUCCCGGGGAAGCAGAAGGUACAGUCACGUGGCAAAAAUAGACAUUGCACUUUAAUGUACUUUGUGAAAACAAACCACUGAGGCUUGAUGGAUUUAGGAUGUUAAUCUUAAAGUCAUAAUUUCAAAAUAUGUAUCAGGUUCCACUCUCUGUAGUGUAAAAAAAAUUUUAUUUUGGAGGUGAAAUACCAAGUUUAGUGAUUAUACUCACUCUGAAAGAGUAUCCGUGCAAUUGCCCUUUAUAGUUUACUGUGGCUUUACACAGAUUCAGAACACAAGCUUGAAAUAUGCACUUAGCAUUUUGGGUCCUCAUCUGUCUGGGUUGAGCAUGAGGAAAAAGGAGCUGCUGGCCCAGGGGCAUUUUCAGGCCCUUAUCUACCUCUUGACCAGGAUUCAGAUGCCCAGGGUGUAGACUCUAACAGGAGCCAUAGGCAGGAAGGGUUUGGCUUCACUAACACCACUAGGGCCAGGCUAGUGUGAUUUUUCUCCACGUCAGUUUAAGACUACAGAAGUACUAUUUUUAAAUAGCAUUGGCUGAUAAAUUAUGAAUUCUAUGAAAUAGUAAGAUUUGAUGUGGAUGGAGUCUGAGAAUGAAUGCUCAUGAAAUGCUGUUGUUUCUUCUUACAUUCCCUCCCCAGUUUGUAAACUGAGUGUAUUUGGAAUAUUUAUGUAUUAUAAAAUAAGCUACACCUCUUCAAGAGAUACCCUGUUCUGUGAGAUCAGGUGUUUUUAUUGCAGUUUAAUGUAAUGCUGCCAGAGAAGGAAAGCGCCCCUUACCAGUCCUUAGGGCCCCUUUUGAUGUUUGUGGCCUGAUGAGGAUACCCACGCUGAAAAGAUUGUACUUUGUAAUCCCGGUCAGAGGUGAACUGACCUUUUUCUGUUGAAAUAAAAUGAAUUUCUGAGAAACUUUACAUCAGCAGUUCAGUUUUUUUUCUUUAUUUUAAUUGUGUUUGAUCUAAGAGUAUCAGA
Messenger RNA from Trichechus manatus latirostris (Florida manatee), 8647 nucleotides. RefSeq names its product DNA polymerase theta (gene POLQ). The record is from RefSeq and is a predicted model, not a curated record. Gene Ontology annotation, molecular function: ATP binding; DNA-directed DNA polymerase activity; DNA binding. Gene Ontology annotation, biological process: DNA-templated DNA replication; double-strand break repair via alternative nonhomologous end joining. The transcript is spliced from 29 exons. The coding region runs from base 1 to 7662 and encodes 2553 amino acids. NCBI's taxonomy places the organism in Eukaryota, Metazoa, Chordata, Mammalia, Sirenia, Trichechidae.